This is a messenger RNA of Dromiciops gliroides (monito del monte), 557 nucleotides long. Its product is annotated as double-headed protease inhibitor, submandibular gland-like. The transcript is spliced from 6 exons. Gene Ontology annotation, molecular function: protein binding. The record is from RefSeq and is a predicted model, not a curated record. The coding region runs from base 36 to 443 and encodes 135 amino acids. Lineage: Eukaryota; Metazoa; Chordata; Mammalia; Microbiotheria; Microbiotheriidae.
UAUCACCACCAUCUUCUAUUCCAGCUUCCAUUGCCAUGAAGAAUACAUCAGCUCUGGCCUUACUGGCCCUGGUCGCAUCUACCUGGGCUUUUUGUGCUGCUGGUAAUCAAAUAAAAGGGACAGAGGUUAACUGCCCCAGGCCCUCUAUCAAGGGCAAGGUUAUGUGUCAGAAGGACUAUCAACCAAUCUGUGGUACUGAUCAGAUAACUUAUGAAAAUGAAUGUUUACUCUGUGCCUCUAACUUGGAAAAAGGUUUGAAGAUCAGAAAACUGCAUGAUGGAAAAUGUGUUAAAUGCCCAAAAGAAGAACAGAUCAUUUGCACUUUAGAAUACCACCCACAUUGUGGCUCUGAUGGACAAAUAUAUUCCAACAGAUGUCUCUUCUGCAAUGCUGUUGUGAAAAGCCGGGGUAAGCUGGCAUUACAGCAAUAUGGAUUGUGCUGAAGAUGAUGGCAACACAUUUCUUUCUACAAGAAACUUCCUUGUUGGGACCCUAUAUAUUAUCUUUAGAGCAUCCCUCACUUGAGUAGACUGUGGUCCCUCUUCACUUUAGCUUUG